AUGUUUGCCGUGCAAUCGGUGCCCAGCAGCGGCCCGCCCCGGCCGCUGAUAGCCAAUUUUUGGGAUGCGUGCCCUUUUCUGGGCGCGCGGGGUGGUGCCGAGGGAAUCCGCGGUGGCAUCGGGGACGGACGUCACGGCAGCAGCAUCGGUGGCAGCACGCGGCUCCUGCGGUGCUUCUUGUCGUUACCGUCGUCGUCGUUGUCCCCACCGUCCGCCGCAGUCGACGAUAGUCGAAACAGCCGUCGGCGUCGAAGCCGAAGUGCGAAGGAACGACACCCUGUCCACGGCGCCGUAGCGUGCCAGCAGGUGAGCAGUAGCGGUCCUACGACGGCGUCCGCCGCAGCCCCCGCGCCGGAGACUCCUCCGGGGUGGAUAGGGCGGCUCGGACUGGAUGAAGAAGAGGAGGAGGAUCUGGUUGCCGCGUUUGCGGCUCUCCCGGAGCCACCGCCACCCGCGGCUGCUGACGCAAAGCUGGUGCAGGCGACCAGGGAGUUAGUUGUGUCGAUGAAGGGGCCGAAGACGGAACACGUGAUACGGGGAAAGCCGAAGAGACGCGGAAGACCGAGAAAGAACCCUUCGUUAGUUGAGGUCAAGGAGUCUUCGGAAUCGCAACAGAGGAGGGAUGAGAAGGAGGUGACGCGGAUAGAAGCGGAGAAUCUGGCUAAUGCGAGCAAAGCAGCGAAGGCGAAAGAGCUCUUGAACGUUCCUGUGGAAGCGACCGGAAAGUCGACGACGGAGGAAAGGGGCCGGUGGAUCCAGGAGCGGCUGCUCCUCAAUGACGCGACAUUGGCGAAGAUGAUGGAGUUCUAUCCACAGUGUUUAAGUUACCGGAUUGUGGAAAACCUCGAGCCGAAGCUGGAAUGGUUGCAGAAGGAGUUGGGUCUGGAUGACCAGGCCCUGGGCAAGAUGAUAUCGACAGCUCCGGUGAUCCUCGGGCUAAGCGUCGAGGCGAACCUCAAGCCCAAGCUGAAAUGGAUGAAGGACACCCUUGGCCUGGACAAGAAGGCCUCGACGAGACUCGUGAUGGCUGUGCCCUCUGUUCUGGUACUCCUGCAGGACACCCUGGACAAGAAACUCGCGUUCUUGCGCGGCGAGGAACUCAACCUGUCCGAUGUUGAGGUGAAGCGCAUCGUUAGGAACUCGCCGUCGUUCUUCACCUUCAGCGUGGAGGAAAAUAUGAGGCCAAAGCUGGCCUGGCUCCGAGAGCGGAUGGGGUUGGACGCGAUCGGGAUCCGGAAGUUGGUUGGUCGGAGCCCUCGCGUCUUGGCGCUCAAGGUGGAGACCAUUGAACGGAAGCUUAUGUGGCUAGAGGGCCGACUAGGCACGGACAGGGAAAGGGUAAAAAGAGUGGUGAUGACCUUCCCUCCAAUCCUGAGCAUGGCCCUGGACACCAUGGACUGGAAGAUUGUGUGGCUGCAGAAGCGCCUCAGCCUGACCCAAGAACAGCUUAUUACGGUGAUUGUGAAGUACCCAAACCUCCUGGCGUACAGCGUCGAGGACAACAUAGAGCCAACCCUCACGUGGUUGGAAGAGGAUUUAGGCCUGGACGCGGCCGUCGCGGGGAUGUUGGUGGUGCGACAACCGCGGCUCCUCAGCGCAAACCUCGAGCACAACUUGAAGAACAAGGUGCCGUGGAUGGUAGAAACCCUGAACCUACCCAGAGACGUCAUCCUGAGAGUCAUCACCAGCUACCCGGAUCUCCUGAACCUGAGCACCGAGAAAAAUCUGGGGCCCACGAUACAAUUUUUUUACGACGAGAUGGGUGCCUCAAAGGAAGAGGUCUCGGAGGUGGUGGCCAGAGGUGGGAAGGCCCUCCUGUACAGCCUGGAGAAGCGCUGGAAGCCGCGCGUCGCGAGAAUCAGAGCCAAGGGGGUUACACCGUGUUUCCAUGACCACUGGAAGCCUAUCGCGAACCGGAGUCCCGCCAAGUUUGAUGAGUGGCUGACCACGCUACAGUAGAGCCUGGGGAAAUGGAUGGCUGGUGUGGCAAAGACACCAACCUUUUGUAAGCAUCUCACAAGUUUGCGGUAUGCCUAUCUUUGUGCACAGCAGUGCCGAAUCCGUGCGCAUCCAUUCCAACGUAACGCGAACGUGGUGCACGCGUGCUCUUCUUCAGUCGGGAGAGGAACUGCGCCGGGAAGGAAUUGUUUCCGUCACAAUAUUUGUGUUCCCUGGAACCAAGAAUGGGGGUAUUUUCGGUGGAGGCAGGAGUAGGUGGCUCGGGCCAUCUGUUCUCCU
This is a messenger RNA of Ectocarpus siliculosus, 2238 nucleotides long. The record is from the annotation of a GenBank genome assembly. Lineage: Eukaryota; Phaeophyceae; Ectocarpales; Ectocarpaceae.